CCGCGGACCAUUCAUCCCUGCCAUUCGCCGAGCACGCGUUAAACGCCGUCGCGCGAGCGCCGCCCCCCCAGUUCCCCCGCUCGCGAGAUUUCCCGCGUGACGGUUGCGUCUCACUAAAAAUUAUACAUCUGUCUAGUUUUUGCGGUCUAUCUCGGAGUUAAUUUUUGUUACUUGUUUAUUUGUUUUUCGUUUUUUUUUUUUUUACCAUCGUUAUUUCAUUAAUAUUAAUAAUAUAUACAGUUUACGACUACUAUUACCACCACCACUGAUACUACUAUAAGACUACUUCUAUUUUGUUACGACUUUUACCAUACUACCACUAUACCAGUACUUCGACCAUCAUACCACGAGCUUCACGACUAUUAUACGUAAUUCAAAUUAAAUAAUAUCGUUGUUAUAUUGGACAGUCGCGAUACGACAACAAUUAUAAACGCCGUCGUCGCUUCGUGGGAAAACGAAAAUUGAACUUCUCAAAGUGUGUUUGUCUGUUUUUUAUAUCGGGUAGUUUUUUUUUUUUAUUUCCGACGCGAUCGGGACCUCAAAGUUAGUUUUAAAUAAAGUCGGUACGAACAAUUUCGUGAUCGCCUUGUGUGCACAUCUAUGAGGACGCGGUUGGGGCCCCGACUGUUGGUCGUGGACCUGAAACCGGUUUCGCACUGGAUGGAAACGGCCUCAGUGCCAUCAACGUCACCAUAACACAGAUUGAAGACGAUUUAGCAACAUAUGUUGGCGCCGGUUCCAAGGUGAAAGACAUGACGGCUGUAAAUACUGGGUUGCCUGGGAUCCGGGUGCCGUUGAAGAGCAGCUAUGCGUCGGCCAUGCCCCAGCAGACGGCGGUGUUCAUGUACAGCACCGCUGGUCCGGACGGACAGACUGUCACCCUACAGCUCCGCGAGACGGACGAGACCAUCGAGCUGCCCGCGUCCAUGCUGUCCAAGAUGUCCCGACAAACGGACACGGCCACGCUGUCCAUCAGCUACCAGGACUCGGCGGAGGUGCUCACCGACGGCACCAUCGACCUGCUUCUGGCCACCACGCCACUCCACUCUUCCGGUGAUGGUCAAAGCACAGAUUCACCCGGUUUCGAGCUCUUCGAUUCGGACAACGGCCACGAUCUCACGCUAUCACCACAAACUUUUACGGCGAAUACCACAGCUGAGUCUUUUCUGGUCAACGACAACUCAAACAGCAUAGGCAUGCCCGUCAAUGAGUCCGACACAGUUGGCAGCUCGGAAGACGUUAAGUCAGCAGAUUUGAGCAAGUUAAAUAUGUCGAGGCGGUCAAAACCGGUGGCGAAAGCUAUGUCUCCCAACAGACAGGGUCCCCAGCAGUGUAUUACCUGCGGGAAAGUGUUUGGGAACGCGUCUGCACUGGCCAAACACAAGUUGACACACAGCGACGAACGGAAGUACGUGUGCAACGUUUGCAGCAAAGCUUUCAAAAGACAAGACCACUUGAACGGACACAUGCUGACGCACCGGCACAAAAAACCGUUCGAGUGCAAGGCCAGCGGAUGCGGCAAGUCGUACUGCGACGCGCGGUCGCUGCGCCGGCACACGGAGAACCAUCACCACCACCGGCCGUCGUCCAAUCAGGGCUCGCCACCCGCGUCGCCGUCCUCGUCCACGAGUUCCGGUUGCAUACAGUACGCGCCCGCGCCCAUGCCGUCGCCGCCCGGCUCGUCCGCGGCCACCACGUCCACCACGGUGGCCGCCGGAGCGCCGACUUCGUCGUCGUCGUCCGCGUCGUCCGCGUCGUCCUCGUCGUCAUCGUCCGCGUCCACCACGGUGGCGUUCGGAUCCAUGUCGGCCAUUUCGGUGUCGACGUCCGCGUCCGCCGCGUCGUCUUCUUCGCCGUCGAUGUCGUCGUCCACGUCGUCGUCGUCGUCGUCGUCCACGACGUCCUCGUCCGUCGCGCCGCACCACCAACAGCAGCAGCCGCACGACGCGACGCCCAGUCAGCUGCAAAAGCUGCUCAGCGCCGAACCGCUGUCAUCGACCGGCGGCGGAGGAGGAGCACUCCCGUCAAAGAGUGGCCAAUCGGAAACGAGAAAUGCGGCAGACAGCGAAGACAGUUUUACUAAACAGCAGUUUGACAUUAUUCAACAGAUUAUGCAUCACACCCAACAGCAAAUAGCGACGUCGACUGUCUCGAAAAAUUCGAACCUCAAGAAUUCGACAAACGCAAAAAAUUGGAACAGUCAACAGACCUCGAACGGCGCAACAGACUCGGCAAACAACAAACAACAGCACUCGCAGCCCGCUGCCGUUGCAGUGCAACCCAAGCCGGAACAAAAGCCCGUGGAAUGUAACCUGUGCCAUCGAAAAUUUAAAAACGUACCGGCUCUAAAUGGACACAUGAGGCUGCACGGAGGAUACUUCAAAAAGGAAACUGAUUCAAAAAAAUGGGAGAAAAAAGAAGCAUCGGGUCCACCCCUGCAGACUGCCAGCAUGAGUGUCAGGGCUUUGAUCGAAGAAAAAAUCAUACAAAAAAGAACCACGAAACCAAAUUGUUCAACUCAAAACGGACUAACAUAUUCAAGCAUGAACCGAGAGAAGGAAACGGUGGUACAGCAAGUGGUGAGCAGAAGCACGGCGGUACACGCGGUUAUGACCACCAGCGGUACGUCGUUCGCGGUACCAGCGGUGCCAAACAACGCCUCGCUGGUGGACACGACAGUGGGCUUGGCCGACUCCACGGCCGUAGUGUACACGGACGUGAUACUCAAAAAGACCGGCGUGAAGAGGGCGUGCUCGGAUCCCGGAUACCAGUUCAAUCACAGCAGCACCACCAGCCCGCAAAUAGAUAUUAAUUACUCCGGUUCGCCGUACACACUGAAUCAAGGAAACGGUGGAGGCGGUGGAGGCGGUGGAGGCGGCGGAGGCGGCGGCGGCGGCGGCGAAAAGGAAACCGAUAACCGGGGCUAUUAUUCGCCGGGGCUCAACGACGAUAUAUUUCCCAACGUACAAGCCGAAACCAUGCUCCUGCAGGCCGUCGACUCCGUGCAGCUGGCCAACACGAUACAGGCUACGGACAUGCAAGACAUGUCAUGUUUAGAUGAUUAUGAUGGUAUGACCGAUCUUCAAAACAACGAAGAUUUCCAAGCUGUGUUAAAUUCUCCACUCUCGGCCAGCUUGGCUGAUCUCGCUUACAGUUCAGGACAAACCAUGUUUACAGAUUUAGGUAGAUCACCUCUUCCAUCCCCAAGUUUUACCUACCCUACUCCACCGGCUAGUCAAGAGGGUCAAUCUCCUUCGCUAAAUUUUCAUUCGGUUAUGUCAAACGGUCACCUUGGUGACUUUUUUUAUUCAUCCGACAUGUCAAGUUCAGAAGCUGUUGAAGCUGCGUUAAGUGAAGUUUUGCCAAAUUUCGAGUCCUCUACGGAUUCACCGUUAUCAGCUAAUACACCAGUGUCAUCGCCGAUGUCAAUCCAUAAUUCAUCCGCUGCACAGUCACCAUUACCAAACCACCAUCAACACACACUACAGGUAAUGAUGCCAAAUUCAGAAGACCCGUUAUUAUCCAGCAAUCCUAAAGAAUUUAGGAAGAAAUUCGAUUACCAAACAUGUCGCUUAUAUGGGGUCAAUGGAACCAUGGCUCAAGUAAUCGAUGGCAGUCAGUUUUUAAUCGACAAAAAUGGAGAUUUGAAAUUAGUCCAAGCAAGUUACCAAAAUCCUGGAACAAUGUUCGUCCAAACAGAAGCCCAGUUGAUCGAAAAACAUAUACCAGUUAUCAAACAACAAAAACCAGACAAUAACCAGAACUUUGAAGAUAUAGAUGACAUUUUCCUUAAUCCAUCAAGUAUUCCUCCUAAUAUUACAAAUCGAUUAAACAGAAAACGCUGUUUUGGAGAAACUAUUACGUACAAACCGUUCCGAUCCAGAUUACGUAGUCAUAGACUCGGGAUGUUAAAUGAACCAACCUUGCAAUUUACUCCGAAACCAAUGUUGAGUCCUUCUAGAAAUGGAAGAGGUCUUUAUUGGCAAGCAGUGACUUCGUGGCCAAGCUCUUCAACUGUCAAAGAGGUUAUUGUUGAAGACUGUGUAGGACUAGAUUCACCACCAGAGUGUGAUGUACUGCCACACAUUAAUCUUGGUCCAAAUUUCCAAGCUUUAAUACCACCAUUAAGCAAAAUCAGACCAAUUCGAGAGCCGUCUAAUGAUUACUUAUUAUGGGACCCUUGUAUUACAAGUUCAGUUUCUGAUCGAGAAGUUGAAAUGUACAUGGACUUUGCAUGCUGCGCCGCAGUGCCAGGUGGUGGAAGAAACAAAGAAUAUGCUUUACAUUUGCUACAUCUUUGCAAAGGAAACGUUCAAGAAGCAAUGUUAAAGUUGAUGCAACCAACGCCUUAUCUCCCACAAGGACAUCCUUUGAUGAAAUUUGAAUACACGGAAUCUGAUCACUGGACACCAAAUGAAGUAUCUAUGUUUCACAAAGCUAUAUUCAAAUAUGACAAAGAUUUCGCAUUUAUAUCGAAAGAGUUGGGCACGAAGACUAUGAAACAAUGCAUACAGUUUUAUUAUUUGUGGAAAAAAGUUUGCCCGGAAGAUUAUAAACAGUUUCAAUUCCAAAGACGAAAGUCGAGGAAUGAAGAUGCAAUGGUCAAUCCGAAAAUAGACAUUCCUGCUAACGACCUUAUGGUCACCACCAGUUCGGAGGACCAACAAACUUUCGUUUGCGAAUUCUCAGACUGUUUGUCGACAUUCAGUAACAAAAUAGGAUUAGCAGCUCAUAUGAGGCUACACACUAACGGAACACCAGAUCGAAGGCAAACCCUGACACCAACACAAAUUGAUCCGAAUUAUGAAGAAUUCCCUUGCAAGAUCUGUGGAAAGAUAUUUACCAAAGUGAAGAGUCGAAGUGCCCAUAUGAAAUCGCACCGACCUCCUGACGCGGAACCAAAGAAACCAAAAUUGGACCAAAAUGUCGACUACGGUCAAAUGAUGCAACUCAAGACGGUCGCAACGCCAAUUCAAUUGCAUAGACAAUGCUAAGUGAACGCAAGGCCACAUUCAAAAUAAAGCUCAAUUUUAAACGGAGCUCGUACAAUCAAUUAAAACGUGUUUUCGGGGUUUUUACUCAAAAAAAUGUCCAAGCAAUAUACAUAAAUAUAAUAUUAAUAAUAAUAUAUACACGCGCAUACAAACAUGCGAAUGUGUGUGAGUGUGUGUGUGUGUGUGUGUGUGUACUUAUCACUAAAAAUACUACUGUGCAAAAGUUCUUCCUCGAUGAAUUCUAUAGCAUUUACAUAAGCAAUAAUCGUCAUGUCUUGGACAAUAAUAAAAAUUCAUACAAUAAAUUGUGCCAAUCAAAAUCACGCUAGAAUCAAAAUGCUCAGUACGAAACAUUACAACUUUCUUUAGUCUCUAAGCUUUUGAAAACUAAAAACCAAAGUUCGUCAAUUAACACAUGAUGUGGUCAAAAUAGUUUCAAAUGUAUGUGUAUAUGUGUGUGUGUGUGUGAGUGUCCGUGUGUAUAUAAAAUAUAGUGUACAUUUCUAACCAGUAAAACAUAUACGUAAUACAAUUUUUAAAACACUCAUUUGAGACGCGAAUUUGGUACUUGAAAAAAAAAAA
This is a messenger RNA of Myzus persicae (green peach aphid), 5576 nucleotides long. RefSeq names its product serine-rich adhesin for platelets. NCBI's taxonomy places the organism in Eukaryota, Metazoa, Arthropoda, Insecta, Hemiptera, Aphididae. Gene Ontology annotation, molecular function: transcription corepressor activity. Gene Ontology annotation, biological process: negative regulation of DNA-templated transcription; regulation of transcription by RNA polymerase II. Gene Ontology annotation, cellular component: histone deacetylase complex; transcription regulator complex. The coding region runs from base 753 to 4994 and encodes 1413 amino acids. The record is from RefSeq and is a predicted model, not a curated record. The transcript has 22 exons.